Molecule: messenger RNA, 1754 nt
Organism: Schistosoma mattheei
Lineage: Eukaryota; Metazoa; Platyhelminthes; Trematoda; Strigeidida; Schistosomatidae
Source: the annotation of a GenBank genome assembly
CGCUUGUUAAGUACUAACCCGAAGCUGUUUCUGAGUAAUCUGUACCCCAAUUUUAAAACAUUCUUAUUAAUAUAAGUGUCUUUUAUUAACUAAAGUAUUUAUUUUACGUACAAACGUUGUGUAAUCUCCUGUUUUAUCUUUUUGCUUACAUUACAUUUCUUUAUCCAUAUAUGCUAUUUAGAUUCAGACCUGACUGAUCUGUUUUAACUUUCCAAAAUUAUGUACAGUAGAUCUUUAUUUAAUUUAGUCAUCAUAUUAGGCAAUGCGACUAUCAGAUUACAGAGAUCAUGGCGCUAGUUAAUAUGUUUUAUGUUUAUACCAAAUCAUUUGGUUCCAGAAUACAUCAAUCACUGCUGAGUUAGUUUUUGUAAACUUAAAAUUCAGAAAUGAUUAACUAUUCUUUUGGUUCUGUUUGAAAAAUAUUGCAUCUUGUUCAGUGGUGUUUUCUUUGUUAUUUUGAGGAACGAAAUCUAAUGUACUUGACUUAUAAGUUACUUCAGAAUGGAUAGCUCAAUAAAUUAUAUCUUUACACUUUAUUCAACGCUCAACAUUAGAUGAAUGAAAGAUAUUAACCAAGAUGUGAUAGCUGAUUGCAGUCGUGUGUGAAAUUUUGAAGAGAUGGAUAUUUAUUUUCAGAUUGUUAUUGAUAGGGGUUUAGGAUGUUAUGGUGAUGCAAUUUCUAAAUUGUUAAAAUAAUGAACAAAAUACUAAUCAGUGAAUACACAGUGACACAAUGUGCUUGACUUAUAACUAUCCUUAAGACUGGAUUAUCGAAGUAAUAUUGAUAUUGAAAGCGAACACAGCUACCCAGCAGAACGAGUUUUUUUCAGUCAAAUAAGAUAUACAUAAAGUACUAAGCUGGUAAAUCAACAUAACUAAUUGUCGUUUGAAACGUAAGCGAAUAAACACUGUAGGUCAUCCAGGGGGCAUGCAAACUAAAGUUUGACUCUCAGACUACUCUAUUUCUCUGUAUCAGCGUAAAGUUCUGCUUUAAUGUGUUCGUUUAAAAAAAAUCACUGUGGAAAAAUCCUAUAAUGCUCUUGUUUUUUAGAUUGUGAACUAUAAUGAAUGCAACAAGUUAUAACGGAGUAGAUGGCAAGGAUGAAAUUCUAUCGUACUUGGAAAAAUUAUCCAAAACGGAACUUGAAGCCUUACUAUCUGAUCAUGAAGGCAUAAAGAAGCUAGCUAAAAAUUGUCCUGAUAUUAAAAAGAUCGAGUCUGACAAAGAAGCCUGCAUGAAUGAAAACCGACGUCAAGCUGAAGCAAAUCUAUCUAUGGAGCCAACUUUCAAUAUGAUCAAAACGGAGCUUGUAGAAACAUAUUCUAAUUACAAACAAUUAGAAAAUGAAUAUAUGAAACGUAAAUCAGAAGUUGACAACAUCGGUACAAAAUACUCUCCGAGUGUAAUUCUUGCUUUAUUACAAACUGCCAACGCACAAGCAGAAGAACAAUCUGAAGAACUGGCUAGUCGAUUUCUUGACAAAGCCAUGGAUGUUGAUGCAUUUUUGAAGGAUUUUAUUCCUCUUCGUAAACUAUGUAAUGAACGUAGAUUUAAAUGUGAAAAGUUAGCGGAGCAAUUAUCGUCUGGUCAUAUAAGGGCAUCAAGCUUUUCCAAUACUCCUCAUUCAUCAUAUGUACCUAAUGUGAUGACGAAUUCAGAUGUGUCAGCCAGUACAUCACAGCUUUAUCCUUCAUUACUAUCUCUAAGUAGUACCAAUGACCAUUUACCACCAACUUAUGGCUUUAAAAUAUAA